Molecule: messenger RNA, 1755 nt
Organism: Aspergillus glaucus CBS 516.65
Lineage: Eukaryota; Fungi; Ascomycota; Eurotiomycetes; Eurotiales; Aspergillaceae
Product: serine/threonine-protein kinase
Exons: 5
Coding region: 400-1596 (398 amino acids)
Biological process (GO): cellular response to oxidative stress; protein phosphorylation
Molecular function (GO): ATP binding; calmodulin binding; calcium/calmodulin-dependent protein kinase activity
Source: RefSeq, a predicted model, not a curated record
CUGCUUCUUAUAUAGACCGUCGACUACGUGCGAAUCGCCGACUCGCUGCACCUUCCCUCCAUCCCAACCACCACCCCGCACAAGGCUGCUUUCGCCGCACUGCGAUCACGAAUCCCGAAAAGGGAAGAAAGCGAUAACCACUACGGGAUAUAUUGUAUAUAGAUCGGGGCCGAAAAAAAAAAGCAAUACUCGCUAGUGUCUAUUAUCAUCAGAGGUGAAACCCCCAGGAUCUUCGACGCCCGAUUUAUAACAGGAGAGAGAGCGAAGCGAAGCAAAGCAAGGCCAUAUCAUAACACUCUACGCGCGCGCGCAACAACGAUACGAUACGAUUUAUACUCCGGUUUCGAUUCCGAUCCCUCCUCCCUCGAAAACAUACUCCUGCCCCAUACCGUCCGAUAAAUGGCUUCACAACCGCAACGGCCCAAGGUCCAGCCUUGUCGAUACAAAACCGGAAAGACGCUAGGAGCUGGCUCCUAUUCCGUCGUGAAGGAAUGUGUGCAUGUCGAUACGGGUCGGUAUUAUGCGGCCAAAGUUAUCAAUAAGCGGUUGAUGUCUGGUCGGGAACACAUGGUUCGGAAUGAGAUCGCAGUGCUGAAGAGGGUGUCGAUGGGUCAUCAGAAUAUUUUGACUUUGGUCGAUUAUUUUGAGACUAUGAAUAAUCUGUACCUUGUCACCGAUCUCGCUCUCGGAGGAGAGCUGUUCGACCGCAUCUGCCGUAAAGGCAGCUACUACGAGUCCGACGCUGCAGACCUCAUCCGCGCGGUCCUCUCCGCAGUGGCUUAUCUGCACGACCAUGGUAUCGUUCAUCGCGACCUGAAGCCAGAAAAUCUCCUGUUCCGCACCCCAGACGACGAUGCAGACCUGUUGAUCGCAGACUUCGGUCUGUCGAGGAUCAUGGACGAAGAGCAAUUCCAUGUCCUCACAACGACAUGCGGCACGCCGGGAUACAUGGCUCCCGAGAUCUUCAAAAAGAGUGGCCAUGGAAAGCCAGUUGACAUCUGGGCCAUCGGCGUGAUAACCUAUUUCCUCCUAUGCGGUUACACCCCCUUCGACCGCGACUCCAACCUGGAAGAGAUGCAGGCCAUCCUUGCAGCCGACUACUCCUUCUCCCCCGCCGAAUACUGGCACGGCGUCUCCCAAGCAGCCCGCGACUUCAUUAGACGCUGCUUAACCAUCGACCCCAAGGGCCGAAUGACCGCCCACGAAGCCCUCCAGCACCCCUGGAUUGACCCGCCCUACAAAACAGACGCGACAUACGUUGGCUCCGGCCAAGACCUCCUCCCGACAGUCAAGAAGAACUUCAACGCGCGGCGGACGCUGCAUAGAGCUAUUGAUACCGUCCGGGCUAUUAAUAAGUUGCGUGAGGGUGGUGGGCUUAUGGUUGAUAAUGUGAUGGGUGUUAAUCCGAAGCCGGAGCGGGUUAAUGGCAGUGAGAUUGUGGAGGAGCAGCCAUCGCAGCCGCCGCCGCAACCUGUGAAUAAGCAUAUAGAUAGCCGUGGAAAUGCGCGGGGUCAAACGGAGGAACAGAUUAAAGAGCAGGAGCGGAGGGUUAAGGAGAUGGUGACUGGGUUGUGGAAGGGUUCUGCCAGGAGAUGAUGGUUUACGCUUUCUUGAUUUGGUUUUUGUUUAUAUUUCAGCAUGACUGGUUUAUGUUUUGAGGCUUUUUGAUAUCAAAUUGACUGCUUCUCUGAUGAAGGGGGCACAAAAUGGCAUUGGAAUUAUAUUGUGAGGGGUCGAGUUAAAUGGUCUGAAUCA